Dentiscutata erythropus is the source of this 1014-nucleotide messenger RNA. The record is from the annotation of a GenBank genome assembly. Lineage: Eukaryota; Fungi; Glomeromycota; Glomeromycetes; Diversisporales; Gigasporaceae.
AUGGAUGUUCAAAAUAUAACCUUUACUAAUACAAUGGACGUUCAAAACAUAAUCUCUACUGACUCUGUGACUUCAUUACCUAUACCAGUAUAUUCUGCUGCUAACAACACCACCACUGCCACAGCCACAAGUUCAACAACAUCUUCAAGAAAUAUUUCAGCAGUUUGGGAUAACUUUACAUUAUUAUCAAAUAAACCAAAAGCAAAAUGUAAAUAUUGCAAAAGUAUUCUAGCUUAUAAAAAAGGUACCAGAAUAUCACAUCUCUGGCGCUAUCUUAAAUCUUGUAAUAAAUUUAAAAAAAAUAGGACAUGUAAUGAACAAUCAAAUGGUCAAACCCAUUUAAAUUUUCCUAUUUUAAACAAACAGCAACGUAUAGAAAAUCCAAGCCAAAAAGACCUGGUGGAUAUGAUAAUUCGGGAUGAACUAUGUUUUCAAUUUGUUAAAAAGCCUGGCUUUCGUAAAUUUCUAAGUAGGAUUUUACCUUGCUUUAGUAUGAGCACUGAUACAGUAAAGCAAGAUAUUAUGAAAGGAUACAAUGAAAGAAAAAACUUAAUAAGAACUAUUCUUCAAAAUGCUGAAGGCAGGAUCUCUCUUACUUGUGAUCUACUUCCCUAUCCUCAUACUGAUGCUAAUAUUGGAAAUUGUAUUAAGACUGUAACUAAUGACUAUCUAAUUACUACAAAGUUACAAACUAUUACUCUUGACAAUGCAAGUUUGAAUGAUGUUGCAAUCCAUGAACUAAUUAAUUCUGCUUCGCAGAAUUUAAUUAACAUUAAAAAAGAACUUUUUCAUAAUCACUGUCUUGCUCACAUUUUGAAUCUUAUUGUAAAAGAUGAAUUAAAAGAAAUUUCAGAAACGAUUAUAAAGGCAAUAUAUACAACACCAAGAUGGCGUCAAAUGUUUUUAGAUGUUUGUGAAUAUGAGUCUAUCAAAGCUACAAUCUUGCCUUUAGAUUGCGAGACUAGAUGGAACUCUACUUUCAUCAUGCUACAAUCAGCAAUAAAAAUGGAAAAU